This is a messenger RNA of Brassica rapa (field mustard), 4970 nucleotides long. RefSeq lists its product as uncharacterized. The record is from RefSeq and is a predicted model, not a curated record. NCBI's taxonomy places the organism in Eukaryota, Viridiplantae, Streptophyta, Magnoliopsida, Brassicales, Brassicaceae. Gene Ontology annotation, biological process: regulation of asymmetric cell division.
AAUAAUAAAGUUAAAUGUAUAAAAUAAAUCAUUAUACAUUAAUAAUAUCGAAUAAGAAACAUAACCAAUAACAUUAUAGAUUUACACAAUAUAUAACACUAAAAUGUAAAUUAUAUAUUUAAAAGUUUUGCGAUGAUAUCUGUUAUAUAUUUAUAAAAUGAAAAUCUAGUUAAUAGUAUUAUUAUUGAUGUUGUGUCCUAACCAAAAUUUAAAAUUGAUAGUGUAUGUAUAUCAGUUAUAGACGAGUAAAGUGCGCUACUAUUAGCUAAGCCUAAACCAUAUUGAAUGAAUCUUCGAAUUCCAUAUUAAUUGUUGGAACUCUUUAAUAUUUAUGAGUUAAUUUUUUAAACAUUUUAGACCCCAAAAAUGUGAAUUAAUAGGUUCCGAAUGGUGACUGCGGUUUGAGCGGUGCAGAACAAGCGGUUCAACUGCGGUGCAGUUUUAAUAGUUAUAAAAACGUAUAGAUAUAUGAUAUAUAUAGAGAUUUUUGUUACUGUUAAUUGCGAUGUGGGGCGGGGCAGUUGUAAACAUUCCAAGUCUAUGUUCAUUUGUGCUCGUGAGGAUGCCACGUUAUUAUCCAUGAAUAUUCACACCUUUUCAGGCUGUCAUGCAAGUUCCCAAGCCCUUUUAUGGUCACAAAGGGGAAAAGUGAUAAAGAUAAGAUGACCCAUCGAUCAAUUUUGUUGGGAGAAUUUAAAAUCUGAUUAGAUAUAGUAGCUACUAAAAAUGUUGAGGUCCUAAAAUCAAAGUUCUUUGCAUCUUGAGAAAUUCUUAUUGACAAUUAUUCAAAUGCAUGCAUGUUCAAUAUAAAACGUCAAAACUACCGGGCUAUGUAACUUUCUACACGAUAAAAUAUUGAAUCGCCAAAGGUUAAGAAAAAAAAAAUAUUGAAUCGUAUCGUGUUACGAGCACAUCAUAGUCAAGUUUGAUCAUCUUACAAGUAUAGUAGAUUAGUAUCCUAAUUACUUGAUAUAUAGAAUAACAAUAAUUCACUGAAAUACUGAAUUUGUUGACAAAGAAAAAUAAUUCAUUAAGUUUAUAUAAAAUAAUAUCACAAUAGAAUAUUAUCUGGGUGGAAUUCACUGCUUCGACAAUUACGUCAGCAGCAACAACAAAACAUAAACUGACCAUAAUUGAUUGAUCCAAUGGUGUCCAAAUUCGUAGAAGAGCAGAGAAAAUAUUAAUGGUGUAUAUGAACAAGAUAGGUUGGCUCACUUACUUUUCUUUUUUUCUACUGACAUUCGUUCCAGUGUUUGCCAAAGAAGGAACAUGGUGGAACUUGUAUGUUUGUGGAUUCUUGUCCACUUAUGUAAGAGACUCCUCUUUGACAAGUUCGUAGAAGAGCGCUAGAUCGUCCUGAGAGGAUGGGCUUCGUGUGACCUAUGGUGAAAGUAUCAUAUGUUGACAAAUACGAAUGGCCCAAUCAUUGUUUGUCUAAAACUCCAAUGGUCUUCAGUAUAUAUCUUUUAACCAAUUUUAUCAUUUCGGCUAUGGCCUUUUUGUCAGGAUUAUCAUCUCACACUUUGAUUUGAAAAUUAUCAUAAUGAUCUUAACAUUGUGCCGUUUCUAUCAAUAAAAACCUGAAUCUUUAUUGUUGUCAUUCAAUUAUUUUUAAUUUAUUUUGUUGGUGUAAAAAUAACUCUUAUUUCACAUAUGUUUUUUCAACAAUUUAGACAAACAAAAGUUAAUUCAAUUUGUUUAAUUUGAUUUAAAAGUCACACUUCUAUAUUUCAUGUAUACUAUCGUGUAUAUACAGUAUGAACUAGAAUAUAUAGAUGUACAAGAAAUUUUAUAUUUUUGUCGACAAGUAUGAUAAUAAAGUUAAUAAAAGGAAAUAAAAAACGUGGCCGGCCAUUGCUGUAUAUGCAUCCAUUUUCUUGAUAAUAGUUGACCUGUUUUUUUCUCUUUAAAUUUUAUCAUAUGAACCAAUAAAACAAAGCCAAAACCACACAAAGAUAGGAAAAUACUAUAAAUGCAUAUACAAUGAAUUCCUUCCCCUGAGAAAGUUGCGAUAUUUUCAGAAUAGUUGUAGCCACUUCUAAGUUUUAGAAGAAAGAGAGAAGCGUCUGUCGAUCUUGUAUGUAUUUGUUCUUAUUGAUUUUGUUGACUUUUGAAGGGUCUACAUUUUCUGAUGAUUUUUUUCAGUUUUAUUUUUGGGGGAUGAUGUUUUGGUGACGGCAAUAUGAUUGUUUCUUUUGCUAUUGAUGUGCUCAGAUUAAAUGCAGAGAAUAGAGAUCGUGAUUACUGAAUUUACAUUUCAAUGAUUUCUUUAAUGGAUUUUUGUACAUUUUUCUUAUUUUCAUUUCAUGGAGAAUCAGUUAAAACAUUUGGCCUUUUUCGCUUCCAGGUUAGCUUUUGAAACGAUCCAAAAUUUUCAUUUGUAAUUAAAAGUUAUCAGGGAAUCAACCCUUUAUUGUGAAGAUGAGGAUGUUGUCAUGUUGCUGUGUAGUUGGUUAAUCAAAAGCUUGCGUGACCGUUGCAAAAAAAAAUCCCACAUUCUUUUUCUCAAGUUCUUACCAUUUUUCUUCAUGACACAUGUCUCUUACUAACGAUGACUCUGUCAAUCAUUAGCUAGAUAAAUCAUGGGUUUGAUUCUAAAACCAGUAUCAUCAUGUCUUCUCUCAUUAGGUUUGAAUUUUGUAUAAUGCUCAUGUCUUUUUGUUUUCUUUCCAUCAACAAAAGUUGAAAUGAUGGUUGUUGAUUGCAUCUUUUACUGUCUUUAAUAUCACUUUACAAAUGGAAUAGUGGAGAGACUCAUCAUUUGUUUUGACUUCUGGGACCAUGCCCUUGAUAAACCAUUUUAUAUGCGUGUGUGAAUUAGCUUUUGUGACUUCCACUCAAAUCAUAUUCUCAUACAUAACUUCCUUUUGGCUCUAUGUUUCUCCUCAACGGGUUGCUAUAAAUUUGGGAAGAGAUUGACCAACCUGAUCUCAAUUCUUGUCUUGUGCAGAGAAGAAGCUAUAUUAUCUUCAGACAGCAACCAGGCAACCACUAUGAAUGAUCUACAAAGCCAAAGCGACAAAAUGUUUAUGGACAAGAAAGUAUCAGCAUGCGACUUACAAGAGAUCGUAGUUUGCAACUGCAAGGAGCCUACUCAAAUCGUCGUCAAAGAUAUAUGCGUGGAUGAGGGUGUGCCUAUGGUGCAUGAGAAGUUCUUAUUCAACAAGGAAGAAACUGUCAAACUAGAAGACAACAAGCCUGAAGAAUGUGCUGACACUAAAGAUGCCAUGGAGUUGGUUGUGACUGGAGAUGAAGUUGGUUGCGAGAAACCGCCACCUGAAAAUGUAGUAGCUGAAUCAGAAAGUGUCUCUAACAAGGCUUUAACCUUGAGAGAUAUUAUAUCAAUGGAGGAUUCUAAUAAACCUCUUAACAAUGUCAACACUUAUGAGCCUGAAGGAGGCCUAGGCCGUGACAUAGAAGAGAGGAAAACAGUGGAGAAAAAAUCAGUUAGCUGGAGAUAUCUUCCCUCUGAAACGGUGGAACUAGAGAACCAACGGUUAAGCAAUGUACUCGUCGAGGACUCUUAUGAUCAUCACCAUCUCUUCUCAAGUUAUGAGUUCGGUGCAAGAAGUUUCUCUGAAGCAGCAGAGCCAGGUUUAGCUCAUAUAACUUACUCUGGACCCAUUUCAAUCUCCGGAAGCCUCUCAGCUCGAUCUGAUGGAAGCACUGUCAGCGCAAAUUCCUUCGCUUUCCCAGUAUUGCAACGUGAAUGGAACAGCAGUCCUGCAAGAAUGGUGAGAGCUAAGAAGAGACAGGAGAAAGGAUGGAGACAUUACUCUCUUAUCUGUUGUAGAUUCUGCAGAUCGAGGGUGCCUUGAUUUCCGUAAAUAUUGUUUCUUGUUUCUGAGAGUUUUUUCCCCAAGUUUCAUGUGUUGCUUCAAACACAAGGCACAAACCCUACGUGCGGAAACUCUUGAUUGUUAUUUCCUUCGGUUAUAUGGGCUUUUUAAGUACCAAGGCCCAUUUGUUUGCAACUUGUUAAGGAAACUGUAUACAAUCUUGUCGUAUUCGUCAGUAAGGUCGGUACAAGUUGCCACGUCAUUAUCUAAUCUCCCUUUUUUAUCACAGCGUGUCCCCCUCAAUGAGAUCCACGUAUCAUUCCCCAAUCGAACGGCUGUUAUCUCAUACGGAACUAUCCAUCGGACGGCUCUCUUGGCAUGUUUUAGAUAUUACAAAAAUAAAAUUAAAAUAUAAAGCUAACGUGUCAACUGAUUGCAGAAGGAGACAUUUUAUCUCUCAAGUCAGAUGUAGGAGGAGAGACAUAGUUUCAGUUUGAUCUAGACUACAGUGACUUAGAUUCGGUUUAUAGCUCGAAGGCACAAACCCUCAUCGUCAAAAACCCAUUUUCAAACGGACGUUCUUCACUUGGAAAGCUAGAGGAGGAAGAAGAGGAUGAAACCGAAGAAGAGGCAGGACUUGCUCUAUCGCUCUCAAAGCUCUCGACAUCAAAGAAGGACAACAAAAUGGGAUCCAUAUACCUGAACACUCGAAGAGACGAAACUGAGAAGACAUUGUCAAGUCACAAGAGCGCGAACGUGCUGCUGCCGGUUAGCACAAACUUUGUGAAGUUAGCAGACAUGGUAGAAGUCGAAUGGGUUGUGUUCUUGGAGAAGUUUCAGGAGUUGCUUGACUCUGCUUUUGCAGAGCGUCAGACCAUGACGUUGAGGAGUAGUCAGAGACUUGGUACAUCGUGCCAGUUUUGAGAACAUACAAGACUUGAGGCUUCACAUAAUAGAAAAGACCGAGGAGACGUUUCAUGGGGUUUGAAGUAAUGACUUGUUAUCUACGUUGCGAUUAGCUUGCUUUUGUGACCACGACGAACAAUUGCAAUGCGAAUAAAGUUCUUUUUUUAUCAUCUGUAGUGCUUCGUAAAUAUUUCUAUUUUUUUCUCAUGUUUACAAGAAUAACAGUAGUUGUCCAACAAUGAUGUUUUGGGAAUAUAUAACCAGUUAAAAAUAAGGUUUUUACUA